UAGACGAGUAGGACACGGAGCAGCAACAGCAACAGCAACAGCAUGCCUCCUUUCGACAAGAUCCAACAUCCCAAACCUUUCAAACAGCGGAAAAGCUUCGCCGUCAGAAAACAAGAAGUUGCUGGGAUUCGCACUAAAUUCCCGACCAAAAUCCCGGUCAUAAUUGAAAGGUAUCAGCGAGAGAAAUAUCUUCCGACUUUAGACAAGACCAAGUUUCUGGUUCCCCAGGAGCUCACAAUGACUCAGUUUAUCACGAUUUUGAGAAACCGCAUGACUCUGAUGCCAAGCCAAGCGUUCUAUCUGCUUCUGCACAGCAAAGGCAUUGCUAGCAUGUCCUUAACCAUGGCCCAAGUCUACAAAGAGUACAGGGACGAGGAUGGCUUUCUGUACAUGACCUACGCUUCCCAAGAAAUGUUUGGACAUAACCCAAGUGUUGCUGGUCGAACCGGAGACGCCUCCGGUAUCAAGGCUUCGUUAUAAUUGGCCUCUGGAGAGGAUUUUUUUUUUUUUUUUUUUUUUUUUUUAAAGUUAACCAUCAGCUGGAUCUAUGUAUUGUCUGUCUACACUGUUGUCGUUUUAAUAAUGUAAAUGUGGCUAAUAAAUGAAUUGUUUUCUAAAAAAUAA
Molecule: messenger RNA, 624 nt
Organism: Alosa alosa (allis shad)
Lineage: Eukaryota; Metazoa; Chordata; Actinopteri; Clupeiformes; Clupeidae
Gene: map1lc3c
Product: microtubule-associated protein 1 light chain 3 gamma
Exons: 4
Coding region: 43-480 (145 amino acids)
Biological process (GO): macroautophagy; autophagosome assembly; autophagy of mitochondrion
Cellular component (GO): autophagosome membrane; cytosol; autophagosome
Molecular function (GO): ubiquitin protein ligase binding
Source: RefSeq, a predicted model, not a curated record